Molecule: messenger RNA, 4827 nt
Organism: Globicephala melas (long-finned pilot whale)
Lineage: Eukaryota; Metazoa; Chordata; Mammalia; Artiodactyla; Delphinidae
Gene: FAM107B
Product: family with sequence similarity 107 member B
Source: RefSeq, a predicted model, not a curated record
CUGGGGAGUUGGGCGGGGGGCUUCGUGGAGGAUCUGACAUUCGUCUGGACCUGAAGGUGUGAGUGAGGUUUGGCUUUGUGGUCCAGGGUUGGGUAGGGAGCAGAUCAGCGGCCCUGCCAGAGGGCACGUUGCAGGCACAGGAUGCUGGUGGGGAAGGCAGGGACUUGUGAACACACGGGGAGCAGUGAGUGUUCAUUUUCCUUUCGUCGAGGACAGGAUCUGUGAGCUGGGAGGGUUCCCUGACGAUCAGAGCUGUGUUUCCCAGCCUUGGGAGCCAUGGGGAAGGUAGUUGGCAGAGGGGAGAAAGUCGAACAAGGAGGUCAGUUAGAUGCUUAUUGCCAUGUCGUGGCUCCAGGGUGGGAAGUUGCUGAAAAGGAACCAGACCCCAGAUUGUUCUCUGGCCACCACCACUGCCAGGGGUGCUCAGGGACACACAGUGUGGCUCCCAGCCAGUUCACCCUCCUUCUCGUAAGUGACCCUUCCCAGACCCCAGUGUGGUCCACUGUACGGGGGCCACAAGGUCUCCCUUAGCCUGGUUUGCAGUCACGCUUGAGGUCUACACGCCUGACUCAGGCCGGGACUCCCUUUCCCGUCCCCACUUAGAAGAAGGGCAAACCAGGGAGAAAGAAGAAGGAAGAUGUUUGGGGGCUUCAGUUACGGCAGAUCCCCUCCAGCCGCUGCCCAGUUACCGCGUCACCACUCAGGCGUCCAGCGACGUCUCCCACCCAACACGUCCUAAAGGGAGCUGCUGACCUCACUCCCAUCUGCUGUCCGCACGGCCUCCACCACGACCGCUCUGUCCUGUUGCUCAGGCCAGGCCCCUUCGAGACAUCCUCGGCCCUUCUGUGUCUCAUAUCUCGUGUGCAGUCCUUUAGGGGAGUCCUGAGGCCCGGGAUGAAACGGCAUCUGUCUGGUCCAGACCAUCUGGGUCCCCUGACACUCACCUCCCGGCGGCGUCUUUCCUUGGCCGCCUUGGUCUGUCCUACACUCAGCAGUUAGAGUCAUUGUCUGGACGCAUGAGUUAGAGCUCGUCACUUCCCUGCCCAGAGCCCUGCAUGGCUCCCGGCUGUCACUCAGGGCAAAGGCCAGAGCCCUGACACUGGCCUUCAAGUUCCCGCAUCGUAUCGCCUUCACCCCACCCCUGUGUCCCCACUGGUCCCUCUCCAUCCCCACCCUCGCUGGUGUCUGUCCUCCCUCAGGCCCAUCAGGCAUGCUCCUGACUCCUGUCUCAUUCUGGUGUCUGGAAUACUCUUCUCCCCACCCCUGCUGACACCUUGACCUCAGGAGGGCAGGAAUCUGUUUGCAUUUGAUGUCCCGGAGAUUAUCCCUGGUUUAGGGCAGAGAAAUCAGUCCUUUUAUGGAAGCAUAUGGGCCUUCUUGUCUACUGAUUAACUAGGAUGAAACUGCUCUUGGCUUUUCAACAAAAUCAAGACUGCCUACAAGUGUGCUGGUGCCUCUCCAGUCUCCACCAAGGAGCACAUUCUCCUCGGGACAGCCCGCUGGAGGAUUCUGACCUGAAGGACACGUAUCUCAUCCCGAGAAACAUCAUGGCUGAGCCAGACUAUAUAGACGAUGACAAUCCUGAACUAAUUAGGCCUCAGAAACUAGUCAAUCCUGUCAAAACAUCCCGGAACCAUCAAGACCUUCACAGAGAACUUCUUAUGAAUCAAAAAAGGGGACUUGCCCCUCAGAAUAAGCCAGAGCUGCAGAAAGUGAUGGAAAAGAGAAAACGGGAUCAAGUAAUAAAGCAGAAGGAAGAGGAGGCACAAAAGAAGAAAUCUGACUUGGAAAUAGAACUAUUAAAACGGCAGCAGAAGUUGGAGCAGCUUGAACUUGAGAAGCAGAAAUUGCGAGAAGAGCAAGAAAAUGCCCCAGAGUUUGUGAAGGUUAAAGGCAAUCUCAGAAGAACAGGCCAAGAAGUGGCGCAAGCCCAGGAGUCGUAGGUCCAGGCUGCAGAGACCGCGCACCAGCCCAGCGCACACAAAAAGUGUGUGCAGGGGCCUCCCCAGUACUUAACCUCAGGGCCAAAGCCCCUGGAGAGAAUCCCAGCCAGCAGAGAACUGUUACUUUGAAAAGAGUUUGGUUUUGGUUUUCCUACCAUCCGGGUUGGAUCGGUUACACCUGUGACUGUUGCAGUUCCUAUUCGCCAAAUGAAGGACGUUGCCCAGCACUUAAGUUGGGAUAAUGGACCUGUGUGUUCAAAGACUUAAAAAAUAACAACAACAAGAAAAAAAGGAAGAGGACACUGGCAUAAAUUCCUGAGAGUUGCACUACUUGGUUUUUCUUUCAAGCCAAGUUUAGUGGGGCACAGAGCCUUUUUUCUUUUCAAAUGUAAAGAAAAUGUGUUUCGUUCUUCCUUUAGUUACCCAUUCAGUAAUUUAGAUCGCGCAGAAAUGCGUUUGAUCUGUUAUAUCCACUGUUUGUAAAUUCUGUUUUCUUGUCUAUUUACACUUUCACCCACGUUAGGCUUAACACCAGAGAAUGUUAAUAUUCAUGUUGAACACAGUUCUUACCUUUGUCGGCAUUAAGAUUCAGAAAUAGAGUGAGGAACUUUAAAAAUAUGGGAACAAAGAGAUACAUAAACAAGACUACGUAAACGUCUGUCUUGAUCUUAUUUCCGUUCCUGUUGGUUCCCUGAUGCUUCACGGUGACCUUCUACUUCAGGGAAGGUCCAUCAUAUAAAUCCAUGUCUUGCUUUGAUAACUGUUAGGGGGUUGGUUUUGUUUUAUUUUGUUGUUAAGUUUCUUGCUCAGCCACGCCUUUUAUGUGAAAUAAUCUCCCACUCCUUCGAGGAAUAAAAACUAGUCCGUAUAACCCAACCUCAGUGUCAAAAGUAGAGGGUCCAAAUCUUUUGGUUUCUCCUGAGAGCAGUGUGGGGAAAGCUCCCAUGUGGAGCUGUGAAGGAAGAGUUCUCUGGGUAUUUUAAUGUGAAUCAAAUGUAGAUUGGUCUCAAGGAGGCCCAUUUGGAAGAUAUAUAGCAUUUAUACAUUUUUAAUAUUAUUUGAAGCCAACCUUUGAAAUUUUCUGAUUAAUGGUCACCUAGCUCUUUGCCCUUUUUUCUUGUGAAGAAAGGCUAGUUCACCACUACCUUAGUGAUGGUGAUGCGUUCGUAAGGAUGAUGUUGUGACUACUGUUGAUCUCUCAGGAACAGCUGAGGGGAAGGGGAGGCUGCUUGGUUGGUGCUCUCCAGCUGGCAUGCUGUACUCCACGUGUGAGCCCUGCGUUACCAACUACAGCCAGAUUCUUAACGCAAAAUCCCUUUUCUAUUGCCGGGAUGGGCAGGGGGACGUUCUGCUUGGGGUGGUCUAGAAGAAUUUGUGUGGAUUCAGUAUGUUCUUUGUAGAAACGGUUCAGCCGGUAAUUCCUACAUUGAAGGCUCUUCUUUUUUUCUUUUUUUUUUUUUGCGGUACGCGGGCCUCUCACUGUUGUGGCCUCUCCCGUUGUGGAGCACAGGCUCCGGACGCGCAGGCUCAGCGGCCAUGGCUCAUGGGCCCAGCCGCUCCGCGGCAUGUGGGAUCUUCCCGGACCGGGGCACGAACCCGCGUCCCCUGCAUCGGCAGGCGGACUCUCAACCACUACGCCACCAGGGAAGCCCCGAAGGCUCUUCUUAUAAUUUCUUUCAAGAGUCAUAGAAAGCUGGAUCCUGAGCUUUUGAAUCCUCAACAAGCCUAAGUAGAAAGUAGCUUUCUAUGGGAAUUCUGUAGUUUUCAUGGUUGGUGAUUAGGCUCCUGUUCACCCCUAAUGUGGACAGGACAAAAGUAAAUGCAUAGAUAAUAUACUGCUAGUCAUAGAACAUGUUGAUUACACCUGAAACGGAUUAUUUCUCUCAUCAGCAAGUAUUAUUUGAAUAAAAUAUGAGGUGCUUAAGGUACAAUGUUGCUCUAUCAUAAUUUACUUUUGAAGGAUGGAAUGGUAACUAUUUUUUUCCAUCCUUCUUCCUUUUCAGAGAGGAAAGAGCAUUAACUGAUCAUCUUGAAAGUACGUUUCCGAUUGUACGUUGACUACAGUUCUGCCCCUGUGCAUGUGGACUAGUGAUGCAAUUUGUAAAAUGAAGAUUCAGGAGUAGCUCAUAGCCUUGAAUCCAACCGGAUAUGUAAGAUCUUUAGAUUCUGUAUCCUUGAAGCAAUUCUGCCACUUGAUAAAAUUCUCAAGGGCCCUAACAGGCUCCCUUAGAAAGACCAAUUCUGUUCCUAGAAUUUACCUAGAAUGCAUUCUCCACUGGGAAAAAAUAAAUUCCAAGAGUGUUUCCCUCCCAGUCUCACUCACAAAUCUGCAAAAUUAUUAGUGGUUAGCAGUCCAAGGUUUGGCCAAAAGAAGACUUGUAAAUAGUGUCAAGCGAUGUCUCCUCACUAGACAGUGGAAUGUCCAGAUAGAAAAGCUCUUUGAAAUUGCCAGGCCAGCUCAGCUUAUAAGCCUGAGUUUAAAAAGGCAUCAUUCUCCCUCCACACUUUCAUACUGUACAGUCCAGACCCCUAGGACUCAUGAACAUCCAAGCAGUUUUGUGCUUUGAGCCAAUUUUUGAGAAAAAUGGCUCUGUUUUUCCACUCUGCGGUUUUCUUAAAAUAGCUCCGUGUUUUCUAGUCUCCGAGUAGCGUUGCUUUCUAAGCUAUCACAGUUGACUUUAUUCUUCUACUCUGAAAAAUUCUGACUUGUUUGAGUGUAUAUAAUAUAUAUAAAGGGAGCCUUAAUGGAUUUGUUUUCAUAAUUUAAUAUUUUUUGUAUUUGCUCUUGUAUAAUUGUUUUUAAUGGAAAGUAUUAUAGAAUUGAGGGUGGAAUUCUUAGAACCAAAGUUAUUCUUAAUAAAAAUCACCACACGCUUGGACCAUG